Messenger RNA from Anoplopoma fimbria (sablefish), 1162 nucleotides. Its product is annotated as microfibril-associated glycoprotein 4-like. Gene Ontology annotation, biological process: elastic fiber assembly. NCBI's taxonomy places the organism in Eukaryota, Metazoa, Chordata, Actinopteri, Perciformes, Anoplopomatidae. The record is from RefSeq and is a predicted model, not a curated record. The coding region runs from base 126 to 845 and encodes 239 amino acids. The transcript has 7 exons.
UGCAGAUAAAAGCAGCGACAGACUGAAGGAGAAGCAGCAGUUUGUUCCUCUGAAGCCACAAAGUCUCUUCACUUUACCUGCAGAGCAUCAGACGGGUCCAACAUCGUUUCAGCAGAAAUCUGACAAUGAAGCUGGGUUCAGUCGUCCUCCUCCUUCUGGCUCCGCUGUCGACCAGCUGCUACGAUCUCUUCCAAACGCCGGACUGCAGCGACAUCCAUCAUCAAGACAACAGCCUCCCCAGUGGAGAGUACACCAUCUAUCCCGCUGGAGAGAGGUCUGCUGUCCAGGCGUACUGUGACAUGAAGUCAGAAGGAGGAGGAUGGACGGUAAUCCAGAGGAGGAUGGACGGCUCGGUGAACUUCUACCGGCCCUGGGAUCAAUACAAGCUCGGCUUCGGUAGCGCAGUAGGAGAGCACUGGCUCGGUCUUGACAACAUCCACUACCUGACGCACAACAAAAAAUAUGAGCUGCUGGUCGAGAUGGAGGACUUCGAUGGGAAAAAAGUGUUUGCUCGCUACUCUCAGUUCUCCGUCGGUGCAGAGUGUGACGGGUUUGUACUGAAAGUAUCUGGAUUCACCAACGGAGGUGCAGGAGACUCCCUGAGUUAUCACAGCGGGCAGAAGUUCACCACCUUCGACAAAGACCAAGACUCGAAUGCAGGGAACUGUGCCAAAAGAUUCUUGGGGGCAUUCUGGUACAAUACCUGUCACAGUUCAAACCCCAACGGGGUUUAUCGUUGGGGGGCUGAUGGCACUGUCCAUGCUGUUGGAGUUUCUUGGUACCAUUGGAAGGGUCAUGACUACUCCCUGAAGGCCAUCAGCAUGAAGAUCCGUCCUGUGCACUAGUUCAGGACCAACGUUCAGCAGAAUAUCAGAUGAUCUCCUGUGAUUUCUUUCUCUUUCUCUCAUUAAACAUGUAAUCUCACUGUAGGCCUUAUGUUCCUGAAACUGAUCAACAGCACAAGAAAACCUGCUGAUGUUUGAAAUGUUUGUUGCCAUCUCAAAUAGAAAAACAUUUAUAGAAUCACUGCAGUAACUGCUGAAACCAUUUUAAAAGAGCAAAACGUGGAGUAUAAAGUAUAAAACCAUGUUUCAGUCUAGGACAGUUGGUUGUUUGGUGGAGGUUUGAAACCCUGAUGUGAAUCAUUAUCUAAUGUAUGACA